CUGAUUAUUCAGGUUUCGUAUCCUACCGACCUUGAAGUGCCUCCCAAUUGUGCUGUGUGUUCAUGUGCUCCCCAUGAAGAUUAUGACGAAACAAUUAAAUGCAAACCGGUUAAAGAUAUUCGUUUAUGGACACUUGCAAAUGGUGGACCUUUCUGGACAGUAAAUGGUCGUAGAGCUGAUUCUGGAAAUGGCAGUAUGGGCGAAGAUAAUGUGAGUGAUCUUGGCACUGAAAGCGAAAAUGCUGAACCAGCUGAACUCGAUGCAACUGCUCAGUUCUAUGAAGAGGUUGCUGAAAGUAUGGAACGGAUACAGGGUUUCACAUUCAGUGAGUGA
Molecule: messenger RNA, 333 nt
Organism: Strongylus vulgaris
Lineage: Eukaryota; Metazoa; Nematoda; Chromadorea; Rhabditida; Strongylidae
Source: the annotation of a GenBank genome assembly